AUGGAUGAAACGAAAUUAACAAAUUUUUUUAAUCAAUCGCCACAAUUACCAUUUUCGUGGCAGGUUCGUCCUGGUACCACUGUACUUUGUCUUAAUUGUCAUGGAAAUCGAUUAAUUGCAGCUGGACAACAAAGUUUUCAAUUACUUGCUAUUGAACCAUAUGAGAAAACUGAACGCUUCAGUGAACUCUAUGAUUUUCGUAAUGCACCAAGACAAGCGCAAGCACGUGCAGCAUUGCAACCGACAGAUAUUGGAUGGAGUCCAAUUGAUGAACAUCUCUUUGCAUCGGCUAGUACGACUGGUCUUUUAAAUAUUUGGGAUGCCAAUCAAUUAGUAAUGAUUGGACAAUUUAAAAUUCAUAAUGCAACUAUUAAUCGUCUUCAAUUUCAUCCAUCAAAUCCUAAAUUAUUAUUAACAGCAUCACAAGAUGGAUAUGCAAAGUUGAUUGAUUUUCGAACAUUUAAUACAAAUAAAGUUGUUGCAUCAUUUCGUCAUGUUAGCGAAGAUGGAUUUCGUGAUAUACAUAUUAAUCCUAUUAAUACGAAUUUAUUUGCUGCUGCAUUGAACGAUCAAUGUAUCGUACCACUUUGGGAUAUACGACGAAUUGAGUCUCCUGCCAUGGUUUUAACAACAGCCGAUAGAACAUUGUGUCUUGCAUGGAAUCCGAAUGAACCUUAUUGGCUUGCUACAGGAGGUCGAGAUCGAACUAUACGAAUUUGGAAUGCACAAGAUAGUAAUAGUCGACAAGAACCUCUAUUUAAAGUGCAGUCAUUUGGCACGGUGGCUAAACUUAGUUGGCGACCAACAUGCCGUUAUCAUGUAGCAUGUUCAACACUUUCAGUAGAUCCAAGGAUUCAUGUUUGGGAUGUUAGACGUGCUUAUUUACCACAAGCAUCAUUUUGUCAUCAUCAAAACAGUAUCGGUGAUUUUUCAUGGCGUCCAAAUUCUGAUAAUCUAGUCUCUGUUGGUCGAGACGAGCGUGUAGUGCAUGCUAACAUCUCAAGUGCAAUAAAAACUGAUAAUUUCGUAUCUUUAUUUUCAUUGAGUGUUACAUCGAAAGGACAUGUCUAUGCGACAAUGCCAAAUAGAAAUAAUGAGUAUCUAACCGCAUUAUAUGCUGAACGACAUAUUCCAUCAUCUUUUACAAGUUUAAAAAAGUGUUUUUCUGAAGAAGUUAUGUCAAAAUUUUCAAAGCUUAAUGAACCAAUUCAUGGAAAAUCUAUUAUUGGUAUGUAUGCGAACCCUUCAGCAGAUAAUUCGGUCGAAUUAUUUCAUCAAUUUGCACGUCGAUGGACAUUUGACAAUGGCAAUAAACCAGUUGAAAAUCUAGCUAAUAUUUGUGAUAUAAAUAGUUGUGUAGCCGAAGAAUUAAAAAGGCCAGAUUUAAAAGCUACAUGGCAAGUUAUUAAAAUGAUCUAUGCAGAUUAUAAUAGUUUACAAAAUUAUCGAAUGAGCUCAGCAAGAAAUACACACUCAGGAACGAAAAACUAUCAAAUAAGUGAUUCAACAAAUGGUCCUAGACAUCAUCAUCAGCACUAUAAUCAUUAUCAACAAGGAGGUGGAAAAGGAAAAAAUCUUGAUUUAAUACAACAAGACAAUGAAUUAAACGAUGAAGUCAACGGAAGAAAGAGAGCGAAAUCACAAGAACAAAUUAUUCCACCUAAUCCACAAAUGGAUAUAAUCGAUGAUGUUGAUACAUAUAUUGUACGAGAUGUGCUACCAGAUGAUAUUAUCUUUAUUACACCAGACGAUGCAUUAAAUAAUACCAGUAAUUAUGAUAUGUUAUAUGAUAAUGAGCCCGAUAUUUACGUAAUGCGUGAUGGAAUACCCAUGGCGUCAAAUGGAACACCUUCAGUGAUACAUGUUGAUAGUGACAUCAAUGGUUUUUCUACGGAUCGAUUAUCUCGUCAGCUUCCAGAAAUGAUGAUUGAUAUAAACCAAUUUGAACCUGUAGAUGAUUAUGAUUGUCCCGAUGGUCAUAUGCAGUCAUCUACGCAUUCGCUUCUACCAGAUGGUUCAGAUAAAUUUUUUACAAUUGAUGAAAGUUAUUGUCCAACGAUGCAAAAUCAUCCUUUAGUUUUUGAUGAUAUUUUGCGAAAAACUAUUCAGUAUUAUGUUGAAAAUAAUGAACUUCAGGUAGCCGUUCAUCUUUUACUCGCACUUUAUCCAAUACUUAGUGAAAGUAAAAUUAUUGAAUUAUUUCAUGGUGCUCAUUUUGAAUGGCUUGGAAUGUACAUUGAAAUAUUGCAGAAGCUGCGUUUAUUUGUAAAAGCUAAACAAGUAACAAAGCACUGUAUAGAAAAAGAAAAAAUACCGCUUAAUUAUGAUCCAAGUGUAUUCGAUGGUGCAAUCAUUCUUUCAGCGCAAUCACCAACUGUUAAACGCCUUCCAAAUAUCACUGGUGCUUCUUCGAUGAAUUCUGCUAAUAAAAAUCUUCCACCGCCUCCAAAAGAUUUUCUGUGCUCAUUUUGUCGAAUACCAUGUCGUGGCAUAUUUUCAUUUUGUGGUGUGUGCUUUCAUGGUGGUCAUAUUGAUCAUAUUCGAACAUGGUUCUAUACGCAUAAUGAGUGUCCAUAUGGUUGCGGUCAUCAAUGCAAAAAGCGUGACAUUCAAAGUCAUCCACCACGUGUUAUGUCGCAACGCUUUUCUUUGAAUUCAUAG
Rotaria socialis is the source of this 2661-nucleotide messenger RNA. The record is from the annotation of a GenBank genome assembly. Lineage: Eukaryota; Metazoa; Rotifera; Eurotatoria; Philodinida; Philodinidae.